This is a messenger RNA of Trypanosoma theileri, 1956 nucleotides long. RefSeq lists its product as uncharacterized. The coding region runs from base 1 to 1956 and encodes 651 amino acids. The record is from RefSeq and is a predicted model, not a curated record. NCBI's taxonomy places the organism in Eukaryota, Euglenozoa, Kinetoplastea, Trypanosomatida, Trypanosomatidae. The transcript has a single exon.
AUGUCUUUCAAUCCCAUUUCUAUGGAUGACGAUGGUGUUACAUCAUUUGAUGACACCCAUCGUCCCAAUGGUGUGGUUUCAUAUACGGAUGUUGAGGGCAACAGAGCGAAUGCCUCUAUAUGCGGCGUGACUGUGAUUGACCCGAAGAUGUCCGCCAAUGAAUUCAUUCGCCGCUGUAAGCUGCAGUACUAUUAUGAGUUCUCCUGGCGUGUGCCGUUCCCACAGGUCCCUGCCGCGCCGCUGCUGUAUCUCCCCGAGGCCUUUGCGGAGCUGCUGCGGGACCCCGCCCCGCUGGGGGUGAUGGGGGCGGAGCUGGACGCGAUGGCCGCCGGGGUGAUGGAGCGGAUCCCGCUUGCCCACCCCCUUCUGCGGCCGGAGGAGGUGGGGGCGGCGGUCCGGCUGGCGGCUGAGGGGGAGGAGCGACUCGCGGAGCUCCAGCGGCGGGCAACGGCCGCAGGACUGCCAGAGAGACUCACGUGGAAGCCUGAGGAAGUCAACCCGCACCUUAAUCCAGCAGACGCCGCACUGCUCGAUACGGACAUUGACCUCAACCUCGUGCUUGAGCGUGAUAAGCCAUCCCUCACACUCCUGCAAAGACCACUUUACACGGAUAUGGGACUCGUACCACAAGAACAGCGACAUUUGGAGCGUCUCGCCCGUAUCGUCCCAGAGACACUGCGAUCACAGAUACCGAUGGUAGCUUCGCAGGAGUCUGAGAGACUAGGAAACUCGAUGAGCCCCCCACCUGGGGUCGCUACACAACUCUCCUUAGCGGGAGGGUUAACACAAACCAGUAUUGUUGGCGGAAAGUCGACAGUGGAGACUACAGAACAAUGGCUUGACGGGGUGCGUAAGUCGUUCCGCUUCGCUCGUACAGUGGAUUCUCACUAUGAUAAGCUGCUCGAAUCAGUUGCUCGAGCAAAACUUGGAUUAGAUAGCAAUAACCCUGUUUCUGUGAAGUUUACUCGUCGAUUAUGGCAUCAACUCUUCGAUAGUACAAGUAAAAAUCAGCAGCGUGAUGUUUGGCAUCAGUUAUGUCGAUUCUCUUCUAAUUAUGAUGGUAGUGGAGAAGAAUCUUUGGAGCAACUUGAGCGAUCAUUGCAACCCCUUAACUUACCUCAUAAAAAUGUAUGGUUAGAAUUAAUACAGGAAUAUGUUGAUCUCCUAAGAGUGUACACAUCGAAGCUAAAUGGUGGCGUAGAGAAGCGUAAAGAACAACUGCAAUUCAGUGGAAAGGAAUUGGAUCCUUUUGAACAAGGUGCUUUUGAACCUGAUUUACAGGUUGGCUCAACAUUGCGAAGGGUGGGCAAAGAGUUUACAGCGAAUCGUCAACCUGUUCCAAUUUUUCCUGUGGAAGUAGUACCCUUAUACCCGGCCGAUUUUGAUAAGGCAGCAGCAGCAGCAUCAUCCAUUUCAACAGUUGAUCAAUCUCAGACUGAACGACUGGGUGAGAUGGAAACAGAGUUGCACCAUAUAGUGCUUCCUGGUGCGGUAGUGAGUGAGGAGUCUAAGGUUGGUGGUCCCCACGCAUUAGUCAAUGAUACCAACCUGUUAGUGGUUGAUAAAAAGAACAGCCGACACCUAAGUGACGGAAUAACUGUUAGCUACCACACAUCACGUGAAAAUACUUUUGAGUCACUUGUAACGGAUGAAAAUAAUACAAGUAGCUAUCUAUUUCAACUGCGUAACGUACAAGGGGAAGGUUCUAUACCCACAGGAUUUGCAAAUGCAAAUGGACAUCAUGUUGUCUAUCGGCGUCUGGGUCUUCGCAAAUUAUUUGUUAAAGCACCCAAUGCAGAAGCACCACCAUAUGAAAAGUACGUACUUAUGUUUGGUGCGGAUGAUGAAAUGGCACCAGAGGGAGCACCCGAAUCCACAGUCUCCGAUCGUAAGAGGCAGCGUGACCUACAAACCGAUAUUGAGGAACGCCAUGCUAUUGUACAACGGAUGGAAUAA